AUGAAAAGAGUUUCUGGAUGUGCAAAAGCUGAUGAAAAUGACGUCCAACAAUGGCUCCAGGAUGACACCGAGCAAGACAUUUUGUCCAAUGCAGAAAUUAUUGCUGCUAUCACAGUUAAUGAAGAAAUGUCAGAAAAGGAUGAAGACAUUGACAUUGAGGACUCCACUAUGCAAGUCCCUAAAAUAUCCCAUAGUGAGGGACUAAAGGCUGUUGAAACCACCUUUCAGUACGUGUAUGGCAAAAAAGUUAAAGGUUUGGUGACAUUUCGUUUUGGGGUACAAGGAGAAACUCCUGAAGCAGUCAUGUUUGGUUUAAUGGGACCAGAGCAGCUUGAUGAAGGCUCACAUAUUUUAAGACUACCUACAAGUGAAAUUAAGCAACAUAAAGAUAUUGGUUGGUUUCCAGAAAUAGAGGGAUCUCAUCUAAUUGUUGAAGCAACUGUUGUAGAUGAUGCAACUGGAAAGAAAGAGAAAGCUUACAGUUCUAAAGCCAUCUUUUCAAAGUCCCCAUUUGUUAUCUCGUUUAAGCGAAGUCUGAGAGAUUUUAAACCUGGUCUUGUUUCCAUCUUAGAGGCCAAUGUGAAUUUUGUUGAUGGUAAACCUGCUUCUGGAAUCUUAACAAAAAUAACAGCAAAGGUAAAUGGUGAAGUUUUGAAAAUUAAACAUGACACUGCAGUUAGUGAUGAUGAAGGCAAAGUUUCUUUUAAGCUGCAACCAGAAAUGCAUCAUGAAAUAGUUUCCAUUACAGUGGAAACAAUUGAUCCAAAAUACAAUGGCAGCCAAGCUGUUGGUCAUCAUGAACAAUACAAAUUUAAAUCAAAUAACAAUGCUUAUUUGGCUUUGGAAAGAAGCAGUGGGCAAAAACUGAAGCCUGGAGAUGGGUUCUUGAAGCUGGUUCAUAUUCAUCCACCUGAAAUAAGUGAUAUAUAUUACGUGGUUGUUUCUAAAGGUCAGAUCAUUUCUAUGAAUAAAUUACCACCAGGCAAGUUUUUGUUACACAAAGUAGAAUUUGAUAUCACGUAUGACAUGGUUCCUAGUUUUAGACUUGUAGUGUUUGCACACUACAAUGAUGAACUGAUUGCAGAUUCUUUACAAAUUGAUGUUCAGCAUGUGUGCCAUCCCGAAGCUGAAGUAAUUCAUGGUUUUCUUAAUCUUGAUCUGUGAUAAGUCAGAUAAAUCACAUAUAUUUGUAAUGUAUUUGAGUUACAGUUUUAAGAAAAAAUUUAAUUAUUAUGCCACUCAAUUAAAAUUUUGUUAUGAAAAACCAACCAAUUUAUAAAACAUGCAAUGUGUUCAAGUAGAUAAAAUAUUCAUUAUUCUGCAGCAAAUUGAACUCUGUGAAGUUUGUUAAUAUAGUGUUUGAUCAGCUAUUAUGUUUCAGUCUUCAACAUUUUUGCUGAAAUUGCCAGAUUUGAUAUUGCCAAAAUUUACAUAUGCUGGCAUGUUUUUAUUUGCAGGUUUUGUUUUUUAUAUAAGCCAUUUGAAUAUUCUGAAUUUGAAUAAGCCAUUUGAAAAUUCUGAAUCUGGCAAUGAUAUUGCCUCAAACCUGAUUCAAUAUUACAUAGGUUUCUGUUGAACAUGCAUUUAAAUCUUUGUGAUUGAAUCUUAAAGAUUGUGCACUGGUCAAUAAAUGCCAUUUUUCACAUGCCACUACUUUAUAGUAAACUUAUAAAAUAUCAGUAUAUCAUUAUCCUGAUAAGACAAUGAAGGAAACUUUCAUUCAUUGGAUCCUAAGGAUUAAGUUACAUUAAAGUACACAUGCAAAUAGAUACUAGUUCCUAUAUGUUAGGUUUAUGCUAUGUAUAUAUGCUGUACUUACUCGAAAAUAAGAUCGUCUCAGAUAUGAGAUCCUCCUUACAAUUUAAGAUAAAUUAAAAAAAUAAAAGUAUAGGUGAAUAUUUAUUUUGACAUGCAGUAACAGAAAAGAGAAGAGUGUAAGUGUUCUGUAGUAUAAGUAAGUGCAUUUAGGAACAAUGCCAAAACAAAAAUGAAAUAAGAAAUUUACAUCUUUCCACUGUAUGGUCAUCAGGGAGUUGAUCCCAUGAAAGAAGUAACUUUAUUCUGUGAAAGUUUCUUUUGGGAUGUAGAAUCCAGGUAAUUCAAUGGUUUUCCUUUUAAAAAUUUUUCAUUUUCACUACACCAUAUUUAACGUUACAAUGGACGUUAUUUCAAAGUAUUUUCAAUAAUAAUAAUCAAGUAAAUUUUUAGUUUAUCUAAAUUCAUUACUAAGCACAUUUUAGGUUUAGCUACUACAGAUUGAAUAUAUUUUUUCAUUUUUAAACUUUUGUUUGCUCUAAUAUUCUGUAAUAUUUCAAAACUUCUAUUGCUCUAAGGUUACAGUUUUUAAGAACUAUUUCCUCUUAAUAUUUUUUAGGAUCAGAUUUCAUCUCUUUUUUUUCCUUUCUUCCUAUAUUGGAUUGCUUCUGUUUUAUGUGUUUUUUGGACUCAGAUCACUUAAACGGAAAAUUACUAUUUUUAUUUGAUUUUGGUGAUAUAAUUUUUUUAAAGAAGUUUGGGUUUCCAAAUUUACCUAUGCUGGCUUGUUUUUAUUUGCUGGUUUUGUUUUUUUGACCCAGUCUGCUCAAAAUAAUAUUUAAAAAGUGUGUUUAUUUUUUGUUGCUAUAAUUUUACAAUUCUUUGCACUACUUAGUUCGGUCUGUAGGGGCUAGACUGAGAAAGAUAUAGAUUACUUUGAUUGUUUUUCUAAGAUUAUUUUGAGUUUUAAAUUUUGUGCAUUUAUUGGUUCAGAAAUAGUCUAAAUUAUUUAUUUACUUCUUUAGUUGUGCCAACCCCCUGAUGGCAGGGCAGUGAAAGGUGUAAAUUUAUUAUUUCAUUUGGCAUGUUUUUGUCCUCAUUUUCUUGCAGAUUGCCACUGUGCUUCUAAUAAUUUGUUUUUACAUAUGUUUAUUCUAAAUUAAAUAUGGGAUAAAUUUAAAAUGUA
Messenger RNA from Stegodyphus dumicola, 2941 nucleotides. Its product is annotated as A.superbus venom factor 1-like. NCBI's taxonomy places the organism in Eukaryota, Metazoa, Arthropoda, Arachnida, Araneae, Eresidae. Gene Ontology annotation, cellular component: extracellular region. The record is from RefSeq and is a predicted model, not a curated record. Gene Ontology annotation, molecular function: endopeptidase inhibitor activity; protein binding.